Clarias gariepinus (North African catfish) is the source of this 3788-nucleotide messenger RNA. RefSeq names its product MAGUK p55 scaffold protein 3b (gene mpp3b). Gene Ontology annotation, molecular function: protein binding. Lineage: Eukaryota; Metazoa; Chordata; Actinopteri; Siluriformes; Clariidae. The record is from RefSeq and is a predicted model, not a curated record. Gene Ontology annotation, cellular component: plasma membrane; cell-cell junction.
AUGGUGAUAAAGAAAGAAACUGAUGAAGGCAUGGCUAAAUACUGUAUAUGUAAAGAAAAGAGAGAGAGAAAGAGAGAGAGAGAGCAGGAGGGAGGAGGCAGUCACAGCAGUGGAGUAAGCAUCGUCAAAGCGCCCAGAGUGGAUCGAGCCAGUAGAGCAGACACUGUUACAGCGCAACACAGGGAGCUUCCAUCAGAAAAAGAAACACCCCUACACAGACGCACACACAAACAGAGACACAGCAAGGCACGAGGCAGGCAAGGACUGUCUGAUGAGCUCAUAUCAAGUGUGAGACUGAAAGGAGAGAGUGAGAAAGUUUGCUGUGUGGCUUGUGUAUUAAUGAGAGAAGCCAUGCCUGUCCUCUCACCCAGCACAGGCCUACAUGAGAUGCUAGCAUUGCUCACGUCUCAGCUGCACCCGGGAGCGAAUCACAAAGAGGACCUGGUAUUCCUGAGAGAGGUUUUCAGUGAGAGGAGCCUUGGGUACCUAAUGAGAAUUCAUGAGCGCCUCAGGCAGUACGAGCAGCAAAGCCCGACCCCUGUGCUCCACAGCGCUGCCUGUCUGGCAGAGGAUGUGGCUGAGGAGCUGCAGAAUGGGCCACUAGAAGAAGAUGAGAAGGAGCUGUUUAUGCUUCUGACAACUCCACAUGUGAAGGCUGUGCUAACAGUGCACGACACAGUAGCGCAAAAGAACUUUGAUCCUGUGCUACCUCCAUUGCCUGAUGAUCUAGAGGACGAGCUGGAGGAGGAAUCGAUUAAGAUUGUACGUCUAGUGAAGAGCAAGGAACCUCUAGGGGCGACCAUCCGUAGAGACGAGGUCACCGGAGCAGUGGUGGUCGCUAGGAUCAUGAGGGGCGGGGCUGCGGACCGCAGCGGGUUAGUGCACGUGGGAGAUGAGCUCAGGGAAGUCAACGGAAAUCUCAUCACCCACAAGCGACCUGAUGAGAUCAGUCAAAUUUUGUCUCAGUCCCAGGGUUCCAUCACUCUGAAGAUAAUCCCUGCCAUUAAGGAGGAGGACAAACAUAGGGAGAGUACGGUCUAUUUAAGGGCCCUGUUUGACUACACCCCAUUUGAAGACAAGGCCAUUCCCUGCCAAGAGGCAGGACUUCCUUUUCUGCAAGGUGACAUCCUGCAGGUGGUGAGUCAGGACGACCCUACAUGGUGGCAGGCCAAACGGGUGGGUGAUAGCAACCUGCGUGCUGGCCUUAUACCAUCAGAACACUUUCAGCAGAGACGCCUGGCACAUAGACUGAAAACUGGCACUCACCAGAGUCCUAAGUCACCAAGCGGACCACCUUAUGACCAGGCUUGUGAUAAAGAGGACUGUGACUGUGGGGGCAGUGGACAGCACAUAGUUUCUCCAAAGUGUAAGGCGGUGGCACCCACCUGUGGUCAGGCCUUUUCCUGGGAGUUCUAUUCAGCAAGUCUUAGGAGAAGUUUCCGAUUAAGUCGAAAGGAUCGACACAGCUCUCCUGAAGACUCUCAGCCUGCAGAGUCGGAAGAAUCCAAGUUUUUUGUCUAUGAAGAGGUCACACGGUAUCAGCAGAAGCCUUCAGACAAACCACGACUGGUGGUGUUAAUUGGGUCUCUGGGUGCUCGAAUCAAUGAACUGAAGCAAAGAGUGAUUGCUGAGAACCCGCAUCGCUAUGGAAUAGCUGUACCACACACCACUCGGCCGAAGAAGAGCCACGAGAAAGAAGGAGUUGAAUACCACUUCAUCUCCAAGCAGGCCUUUGAGACAGAUAUUCAGAGUAACAAGUUUAUUGAGUAUGGAGAAUAUAAAGAUAACCAAUAUGGGACAAGUUUGGAGUCUGUUCGGAGCGUAUUGGCUAGAAACAAAAUGUGUUUAGUGGAUGUUCAACCUGAGGCUUUAAAAAUCCUUCGAACAGCUGAGUUUAAGCCCUACGUGAUAUUUGUCAAGCCAUUUAUCCCUGAGAGCCUCCACCAUUGCAGCAGAGCCACAUCACCAUCAGGGGGCGACAACGCACACCUUUCGGAGGAAGAGCUUCAGGAGAUGCGUCAUUCAGCUGAGCAGCUGGAGCAGCAGUAUGGCCACAUGGUGGAUAGGGUCCUAGUGAAAGAAGACCCUGCCAGUGCUUGUGCAGACCUCAGGAGUAUCCUCGAGCGACUGGAGAGAGAGGCACAAUGGGUUCCAGUCAGCUGGGUCCGAACAUGAAUUCUUUCUCAGUCUGUAAUAAGGUGCUCAUGAACCUGACUGUCUCUGUGUCCACCACAAAAGUGCAUCUAAAAUACUAUUGUGUAGCUGUGCUUUAAAAAAGGGGCCAACAGUCUUGCAUGAAUUAAUGUCUGGACAAAUUACAUCCAUUAAGCAGGGCUCAGGUUUAACAGAGUAGCUGAGGGACAAAGUGUUUUGCAUUGAAAUUCUGGGCUCGACAGUGAAGGGUAAAUAAGCAUAAGGUACCCAAUACAACACAAUAAGCUAACAAACUAAGAAGCUUUAUUUAUAUAGUCCCUUGUAUGUGUGGGUUGUUUUCAUGUUCUCUGUCCUUAAAUCUGCCAUAUGCCAGAUUGUCAGGUGUAUUGGGUUUGUUUAAUUGACCACGGUGUGAAUGAGAAUAUUACUAAGAAUGAAUUAAUGAAUUAGUAAAUAAUUAAUAGGAUUCUUUAGCAAACGUGCAAGGCUAAAGGCCUGAUGAAAUACUUGAAGGCUUUGUCAUUCCUUCUUAAAGGAAAACGGAUAGCAAAAAAAGUACAAAUAAAAGAGAUGGUUAGAUACCAAGAAACUAAUAAUUAGCUUAUAAUGACCUAAUAAUUAGGGUACUAGUCUUGCCAUUGUUAUAUAAUAAAAUAAGAUGUGUACACAAAAAUACACAUUGUAGUCUUUAUAGUGAAUGAAAAUUUAUUUGGGGGGAAUUUUUAUUUUAAAUAAAUAUGAUGAUUACUUGCACAUAUUAAAAUAUGGUUAAAUAUGUUUAAUAUGUAAUAUGACCUGGCUACACUGUGGCUUUCUGGUUAGCAUUGUGGCUGUGCAUCCAGGGUGUGUGUGUCUGUUUGUGUUUGUGUGUGUGUGUGUGAGAGAGAGAGAUUGUUUGUCUUGUGAUAAAUUGGCACCCUGUGCUGGGUGUAUCUCGCCUAAUGCCCUGAGUCACCUUGGAUAGGCUCCAGGCCUCCCGCGACCCUGUACAGAAUAAGUGGUACAGAGAAUGAGUGCGUAAGUGAGUUAUAUAAGCAAACAGAUGAACUAGACACUUAAGAAUAUGUUCCCUGUGAAAAGUUUCGAAAUUCACAUGAUGUAGCCAUGUGUCGUAUUUUCUCCUUAUUCUGCAUCCUGUCUAUAUGUAAUAACUGUGUAUAUACCCCAGUGUUACAUAACAUUAUAUCAUGUUACAUGUACUGUAUACUUUAUGUGCAAGCCCCUGGUCAUUAAUAUAUAUCAAUUCUAUAGUCUGUAACCAUGACUGAUGUGUUGGAUAGAUUAUCCUAAGUUGGCUAAAUAAUUUUGGAUAUCAGUAUUAAACUUUAAAUAUGAUUUACAAUUAGAUAAUAGGAUUCAGGAAUGAGGCAUGUUAAAACCCUGGAGUCAUGUAAUAAUAGUAUGUUAUUGCCUUAUAACCCUUUCAAUAUUUUAAUAUUAAUAUAAUGUAAUAUGAAUUGUGAUGGGUCCCUCCUUUUGUCUGAACAAGUGUGCUAAUACAUACUUAUGGGCAUGAUGUUAGAAAUCACUUAUUUUUAUAUUAACGUAAGAAGAUGAGAACUUUAAUAGAGUGUCCAUUUUAGAAAUUUAUCAUAUAUCUUUUUUUUAUAUCAUGUGGUAACCCAAUAAACAUG